UUUUUAUUCCUCUCUUCAAUAUUUGGUUUGGGGAUUUCUAUGGGUCGUCUGUAAUUAUCCAUAAUGUUGGAAUGUUGAGUUAUUUUUUGCUGCUCUGUUGAAUUAAGGAUCAUGUUGCGAGCGCCUCUGAUGCGGGCGGUGAGCCCCGGCCUGUCCGUGCUGAGCAGGGCCGUUGCGACCGGCGGACCCGAGAAGCUGGAAGUGUUCGUGGAUGACAAGCGGGUGCUCGUGGACCCUGGCACCACGGUCCUCCAGGCUGCAGCCAUGGUCGGCGUGGAGAUCCCGAGGUUCUGCUACCACGAGCGGCUCUCGGUCGCCGGCAACUGCCGGAUGUGCUUGGUGGAGGUCGAGAAGUCUCCGAAGCCGGUGGCGGCCUGCGCCAUGCCGGUGAUGAAGGGUUGGCGCAUAAAAACGGACUCGGAGAUGACGCGCAAGGCGAGGGAGGGAGUGAUGGAGUUCCUGCUCGUGAACCACCCCCUGGACUGUCCGAUCUGCGACCAGGGCGGGGAGUGCGACCUUCAGGACCAGAGCAUGGCUUUCGGCAGCGACCGCAGCCGCUUCACCGACAUCAACUAUUCUGGCAAAAGAGCGGUGGAGGACAAAGAUGUGGGGCCGCUGAUCAAGACGGUGAUGACGCGAUGCAUCCACUGCACUCGCUGCAUCAGGUUUGCCUCGGAAGUGGCGGGAGUGGACGACCUUGGCACCACGGGGCGUGGCGCUGACAUGCAGGUGGGGACCUACGUGGAGAAGAUGUUCCUCUCCGAGCUGUCGGGCAACGUGAUAGACCUGUGUCCCGUCGGGGCUCUCACGUCCAAACCGUACGCCUUCACCGCCCGCCCGUGGGAGACGCGCAAGACGGACAGCAUCGACGUCCUGGACGCAGUGGGCAGCAACAUCGUGGUCACCACUCGCACCGGCGAGGUCCUGCGGAUCCUGCCCCGGGUCAACGAGGAGAUAAACGAGGAGUGGCUGUCCGACAAGUCGAGGUUUGCGUGCGACGGCCUGAAGCGGCAGCGCCUCGUCACGCCCAUGGUGAAGAACAACCGCGGGGAGCUGGUGGCCGUCGACUGGGAGGACGCCCUCGUGACGGUGGCCAAGGUGCUCAAGUCCGUGCCCGGGGACAGCAUCGCGGCCGUGGCGGGCGGCCUGGCCGAUGCGGAGUCAUUGAUAGCACUGAAGGAUCUAAUGAACAGAUUAGGUUCAGAAGCUGUUUGCACGGAACAAACGUUUCCUCUUGAGGGAUCUGGAUCAGAUCUGCGUUCAAACUACCUUCUCAACAACAGAAUAGCAGGCGUGGAGGAAGCAGACCUUGUCCUGCUCAUCGGGACGAACCCACGUUUCGAGGCUCCUCUGUUCAACUCCCGCAUCCGCAAGUCCUACCUGCACAACGAGCUCGACGUGGCUUUGAUUGGGCCGCCUGUGGAUCUGACGUACGAAUACGAGCACCUAGGGGACAGCGCGGAAGUGCUACGGCAGCUGGCGGCGGGGGACCACGUGUUCGCGCAGCGUCUCGCCGCGGCCAGGCGGCCGCUGGUCGUGCUGGGCUCCGCGCAGCUCAGUCGUCCCGACGGGUCGGCCAUACUGGCGCUCGCCCAGCAGGUGGCCCAGUCCCUGGCCCUCAAGAGCGGGGCCCCGCAGGGCUGGAAGGUGCUGAACGUCCUCCAGAGCGUGGCGUCGCAGGUCGCGGCGCUGGACCUGGGCUACAAGAGCAGCGUGGCGGAGAUCAGGGCCAAGCCCCCGAGGGUCCUGUACCUGCUGGGGGCAGACGAGCAGGUCCUCUCGAGGAGCGAUCUGGCCCCGGACACCUUCGUCAUCUACCAAGGUCACCACGGAGAUGCAGGGGCAGCCAUGGCAGACGCUGUCCUGCCCGGUGCAGCGUACACGGAGAAGCAGGCAUCGUACGUGAACACGGAGGGUCGUGCUCAGCAGACUGUAGUGGCCGUCACUCCUCCGGGACUUGCCCGCGAGGACUGGAAAAUCAUCCGUGCACUGUCCGAGAUUGUUGGCAAAAGUUUGCCGUACGACACGUUGCAAGAGAUCAGAGAUCGGCUGGCUGAGGUGUCACCAAGUAUCACUCGGUACGGAGAUGUUGAAGAAGCCAAUUACUUCAAGCAAGCUAUGGAACUCUCCAAGCUGGUAAAGCAGCCAAUCAGCAGCAGUCCCUUGGACGUGAAACAGAAGCAGCUCGAGGACUUCUUCAUGACGGACACCAUCAGCAGAGCCUCCCCCACCAUGGCCAAGUGCAUACAAGCCGUGCUCAAGCAGAAACAGUCCAAGUACUAGGACUCUUUCCUUUCAGGUUUGGUAACGCUUAGUAUUAUGUGAACGUGUUCAAAUUAUUUAUUCCGGUCACAAGGUGAUACUGCAGAAGAUGCGUCGUUCCAAUAGCUGUGCGCCUAGUAUUACUUUUGUGUGCAUCUUGCUAAAUUUUUUUUUGUACGUGUGUGGUUUUGAAUGUAAAUAAUGUAAAUUAUAUGUCACGUUUGUAAAGACAUUACUUGAAACUAAAGAGAAUCAUGUAUUUUCAAAAUUCAAUCUUAAGCACACAAGCUGCAAUCUUUUUGUAUAAAUCAGUGGACCUAUAUUAAAUAUUAUUAAGACCA
Messenger RNA from Bacillus rossius redtenbacheri, 2603 nucleotides. It is a transcript of the gene ND-75, whose product is annotated as NADH-ubiquinone oxidoreductase 75 kDa subunit, mitochondrial. The record is from RefSeq and is a predicted model, not a curated record. The coding region runs from base 112 to 2283 and encodes 723 amino acids. Gene Ontology annotation, biological process: cellular respiration; ATP synthesis coupled electron transport. Gene Ontology annotation, molecular function: iron-sulfur cluster binding; NADH dehydrogenase (ubiquinone) activity. Gene Ontology annotation, cellular component: membrane. The transcript has 14 exons. Lineage: Eukaryota; Metazoa; Arthropoda; Insecta; Phasmatodea; Bacillidae.